AUGGAGAACGUCAAACGCCUUCCUGCUGGCUAUCGACGAGAUGCGCCUUCCCCUUCCACCCGUGAUUCAGGCACUGCACGGGUGCUUGGAUUUGAAUCCAACUCAAAUGCCUCUCACAAUGUCACCCAGGAACAAUCUCCUUAUUUUGCUCCAACAAGCCGUCUUGUGGCCGGCCUCUUCGACCCUCACUCGCCUCCCGAAGUUGAGAGGCCUCUCGACUCCUUUGACAGAGCCCUGCUCGAGGAGAGUGCAAGACUCCACGAACCUGGGGGAAGACUGGGCUUGACUCGGGUCUCACUUCCCCACAAGCCUCUCACACCUUUAAUGACCAGCAGUACGAGAAGAUACCUACAAGAUGACUUGCAUGACAACUCAGACCUCCAGGCAUCUAGCUCGUCGCCCACCGCCCCUGCCACGAGUCCUACAGUGUCUUUCCUCAAGAACCGUCGAAGUGACAGAAAAAACCACGUGCUUCCAAGCAAAGUCUCCAACCCAAGACCAAAUACCUUUUCACCUGAUGAAGGCCGGCCCUCCUUCAACAUGAUCACCGGAAACAUGAGAGCAAAUGGGCGAUCAUCGCUGGCCAAUCAACCUACCACGAUUCCACCUGUCAUCCAAGGAAUUCAGCUGGUCCCAGCGUCUACACUGCCAGACCAAAUUCGUUCGGUGUUCAAGUUUGGGAUUUUCAAUGCUAUGCAGUCCAAGUGUUUUGAAAGUGCCUUUCACUCGGAUGAUAAUCUUGUCGUGUCCGCGCCCACCGGGAGCGGGAAGACUGUUAUCAUGGAGCUAGCUAUCUGCAGGCUGGUAGUACAGUCCAAGGGCCGAGACUUCAAAAUUGUAUACCAGGGACCUACGAAAUCGUUAUGUUCGGAAAGAUACCGCGAUUGGCAUACUAAAUUCAGCGCUCUGAGCUUGCAUUGUGCCGAACUCACAGGUGACAGUGAUCACAGCGACUUGGCUAACGCACAGAAGGCAAAUAUUAUCAUUACAACCCCGGAAAAAUGGGACAGCGUGACUCGAAAAUGGAAAGAUCACGCCAAACUGAUGCAGCUUGUUAAACUCUUUCUUGUUGAUGAGGUGCACAUUCUCAAGGACGAGCGUGGUGCCACCCUUGAAGCCGUCGUGUCAAGGAUGAAGUCCUUGAAAUCCAAUGUCAGAGUGGUUGCGUUGUCAGCGACCGUGCCGAAUUCAGAGGACGUUGCUGCCUGGUUGGGCAAAGACUCGACGUCGCAACACUUGCCCGCACGCAGAGAGGUCUUUGGAGAGAGCUUCCGCCCUGUCGAGCUCAAAAAGCACGUUUAUGGAUUUGAGGCGAAAGGCAACGAUUUUGCUUUUGAGUCGAUGUUGACACACCAGAUCCCCGAAAUCAUUGAAAGGCAUGGGCGGGGGAAGCCUGUCAUGGUCUUUUGCUCUACCCGGCGAGCUUCAGUAACGACUGCCAAGGUGCUGGCGGACAUGUGGUCAACCUCUCAUUCCUUACAGCGCCCGUGGAGAGGAUCCGGAAAGCAGCUCCCUUUCACCAGUUCUGAACUCAAAGCCACGACAGUCGCCGGAGUAGCAUUCCAUCAUGGUGGCGUGAGUGCAGAAGAUCGCCGCUCCAUCGAGAAUGCAUUUUUAGAUGGCCUGAUCAAUGUUAUAUGUUGUACUUCUACUCUGGCUGUCGGCGUGAAUCUGCCCUGCUAUCUGGUCAUCCUAAAGGGAACCAAGGCGUGGACCGACAAUGGCUUCAAAGAAUAUGCAGAUCUGGAGGUCAUGCAAAUGCUUGGUAGAGCAGGGAGGCCGCAGUUCGAAACUUCAGCAUGUGCAGUUAUUCUCACACGAAAAGACAAAGUUGCGCACUACGAAAAGAUGGUGUCAGGCGAAGAGAUGUUGGAGAGUUGUCUUCAUCAGAAUCUCAUCGAACACCUCAAUGCAGAAGUUGUCCUCGGCACGGUGUAUGACGUCGCAAGCGCAAAGCAAUGGCUAGAGAGUACCUUCUUUUACGUUCGCCUGAAGAAGAACCCCACGCACUACCAAUUGCGAGAGGGCGUUGAGGAAAGUACCAGGAGCGAAUUGCUCGAUCAACUUUGCAAGAAGGAUGUUGCGUUGUUGAUGGACGCUGGACUCAUGGAACACAGCGAUCGAUUGACCUCAACCGUAUUUGGAGAGGCAAUGGCAAGGUACUACGUCCGGUUUGACACAAUGAAGUCUUUCACGCAAUUACCUCCCAAGGCGAGGAUGUCGGAAAUCCUAUCGGUUUUGGCACAAGCGAAAGAAUUCCGCGAAGUACGGAUGUUGGCUGGCGAGAAGUCUUUUUACAAAGAAAUCAACAAAGCCCCAGAAAUCAAGUUUCCGAUCAAGGUCGAUAUUGCUCUUCCAGCCCACAAGAUCUCGCUACUGAUCCAGGCUGAGCUGGGUAACGUCGCCUUGCCUGACGGUGAAACCCACAAAAGACAUCUCCAACAAAGCCGAAUUGACAAAAUACCCGUCUUUGCUCACGCGAACCGACUCAUUCGGUGUAUCAUUGACUGCCAGAUUCAUCUUGAGGAUGGUAUCUCGACCCGGAACGCGCUUGAACUAGGUCGCAGCCUUGCGGCACGUGUCUGGGACAAUACUGCUAGCCAACUAAGGCAGGUUGAAGGUCUGGGUGAAGUUUCGGUUCGAAAAUUGGCGUCGGCAUCAAUCAAUAGCAUCGACACGCUUCUCAAUACCGAGCCCUCUCGCAUCGAGCUGGUCCUUAGGAAGAACCCUCCCUUUGGCUACCAACUGUUGCAAAAGCUGGAGUCAUUUCCUAACCUGAGAGUGUCGGUUAAAGAGACUAAUCGAGAACUUCGAUUCGGUGACGGCGUCCGCCUCACAAUGAUUGCGGAGCUUGGAUUCCUGAACAAGCUGUUGCCCCAUACUUUCAACAAAAAGAUGUUCUCUAUCUGCUUUUUAGCCGAGACAUCUGAUGGAGCUCUCGUGGACUUCAGGAGAUUCAGUCCGAGAAUGCUUGAACGUGACGAGCAAGUGUGUCUGACUUUGCACCUCACGAAGCCGACUAGUCAGGUCAACUGCCAUGUGAUGUGCGACAACAUUGCUGGUACCAGUAAGUACGCCCAACUAAAUUUAUCGGAUAUUCCGACUUCGGUGUAUCGCAAUCCACGAGUCCAGGAGAAUAUGCAACACGAACCACAAAACACUGGGCGCCAUGCUGGAGUGUCGAAGUUCUGCAAUGAGGAGUUCGACGACGGCGGUGUCAAUGACCAGGAUCUGCUUGCUUUCGAAGCCGAUGGUGCCAAGAUUGAGGUGAUUGAAGAUAUUGAUGACAUUGUCGCCGAACAAAUCGGGCAGGAACGGACCAUGCCAUCAAAGGAGAUUUUGCAGCAACACCGAGGCGCAAAUUCGGGGCCUGCAGAAGAUGCCGAUGUUGCUACCCAUCGGGAGCCUACAAGACUGCCCAGCGGGCGCUGGACUUGUCAACAUGACUGUAAUGAACGGGAAAAGAAAUGCAAACAUCGGUGCUGCAAAGAAGGCGUGGCAAAGCCUAGACGCAGACAAAAAGUAGAGCCCAAGAUCAAAGAUGAAGAGAAGGUCCAAAAGAAGAUCACCGCAGUCAUGAAACCGAAAAUCAAGUCAGAGGGCAAAGAUCCUACGCAGUCGGCAGAUAUGACCCUGCCAAACGUGGAAUGCAUGCCAGAUCAGACCAGAGCGACGGUUUCCAGCACGACUCGCCGUUCCAGAAGCCAAAGUUCUGGUGAUACGAUGCGAUCCAGUCGCGGCAAGCACGUUGCACCUGCCAGGAAAAGAUUGAAGCUGUCAAAUUGUCGAGACCCUGAGGACUCUGAACAUGACUAUAAAGAUACCGAUUUCAAGUCCGAGAAUUCACAGCGACUCUCCCACAAUAGCCAAUCCGAAAUACUAAAGGAACAUAUUACAAGUACCAGCAAGGCCAACGAAGAUUUUUUCGCUCCCUUUUCCGACGAUGACGACGAUGACGCUGCCAAUUUCUCGAUUGGGGAGUUUGGACCAGUUGAUGAACUUGGCUCCCGGUCUACAAUUAGUGCUGAGGUUGUUGAAGACACCAAGCCUUCCAGCACAAGCCAUGGCGGUGAGGACUGGCUCCCUAGAGACGAGGGACACAUGGAUUUCCUAACGUCAGAUAUUGACCUUGGGUGCUUUGAUGCACCACUCGAGCAUGUUGCCAUGUCUGACAUCCUCAAGAAAGGUAAGACCUCGGCAGCAACGCGGAACAACUUUGCGAUGCCAGAACUACCAGACCUUGCAGCUGAAGCGGACUUCGAUGAUGAUUUCUUCCUCGCCCCUGCCGACUUUGAUGGAGCUCCAUCAAACCCUCCCGGGAAUGUCGAUGAUUCUGUCAGUCUUCAAUAUGAGGAUAUCACAUCGUUCGCAGAUACGCCUGUUGAAUCAGUGGUGAAGACCCCGGACGGCAUCGAGCCCAUGGACGUUCCGAUAGAGACUGAGAAUGAUGUUGCGGAGACCGCAUGCAAAGAGUCUGACUCUCAGCGGGAAAAGAGAUUGUACGAAGAAGACCAGAAGAGGAAAUGGGAGGGAAUCGACCAGUGGAUUUAUGAUGAGUUCCACGACUACGUGGAGCUUGUUUGA
This is a messenger RNA of Cladophialophora immunda, 4584 nucleotides long. RefSeq lists its product as uncharacterized. The coding region runs from base 1 to 4584 and encodes 1527 amino acids. The transcript is spliced from 6 exons. Lineage: Eukaryota; Fungi; Ascomycota; Eurotiomycetes; Chaetothyriales; Herpotrichiellaceae. Gene Ontology annotation, molecular function: nucleic acid binding; ATP binding. The record is from RefSeq and is a predicted model, not a curated record.